UACGGAAAAUGAAAUCCUGCUAAAAUUUGUCUCUGGCCACCUAGAUGAAACCUUAACUUCUUCACUUUGGAAUGCUGACCCCAUUUGGAGCUGGUGUCUCCUGGGUGGCUACCCUCAAGCCUUACGCUGGAAUAAACUCUUAUCCUUAAUCAUAUUUCCUGAACCUAUUUAAGGUAGACAGGAGAGGGAAGCGGAGAUGUCUUGAGAUAAAGCUGAAUAAAGUUUCUCAAGAAAAAAGGGAAAGGGACCUCUGAGCUGUACGUUGUUUUCUACUCUAGGGAGUUAGAGGUGAAGUAGGAACUUGAAGUUGGAAGUGCUGAGUUGGACAGCCCUCAUCUCUAGGCAAUACUUUAGUAAAGUGGAAAAACGGGAGAAGAGGACGAAGGCUAGGGAGAGAUGCACCCAACCCAGUCCCGGGUUUCCCACUCGCUCUCGGAGUUGGGUACAAAGAGUGUUCCAAAGCCACUUCUCCUGUGCUCAGCCCAGUGCUCUCCCCGCGACUACCGGUGCCAUCCAGAUGCCCCAGGCGGGACCCCAGCUCGCGAAGCCCACCGGCCGAAGCUCCCCACAGGCUAGAGAGCCGCUCCUUCGAGGCCAAACUUCCGAGAGGCGGCCUGCGCCUAGCACGCAGGCGUGGAAAACUAGGCGCCAGCCUCGAACUGACCGCCGCCACCUGCCUCGGGCCGCGCCGUCCGCCGUUUACUUUCGAACCAGCCCAGCAAUAGUUCCCAUUGGCCGAUGCCGCGCAGUUGAACGCUGCCUGCACACUGCGCCUGCGCCGCGAGGCUCCGCGCGGCCCUGCCCGGCCUGGGCACCUGAAGCCCUUCGGGGCGGAGGAGGGCGGGGACUCUGGGCGACUCUCAGCAGCAGCCUGGAGCCGGUGGCUCUCUGUUUCGGCGCUGUGGAGUCGCCUAGUCCGCCUCCUCCCCGCGGUGAGUCUAAGGACCUUUACGGAUCCGAGAAGGUGGCUCUGAGUCCUUUUCUUUUCCUGUAGCACAGGCUGGUGUUCCAGUGUGUUUGCUGGGGAGUCCUGGGGGCGUGACGAUGGAGGGAGUGGCUUGGGACCUGCACUCAUUCCCACUUGUCCCACACUGGAGUUUGGGGAACCAUUCUCCCGUCUCUCCACUGUGGAGCUGCGUUCCUGUGAGGGAGGAGGCGCUCUGUGGUGGCCAGGAAUAAGAAUAAAAGAUUCUGGAGGAGUUGGAGUGUAUUCAGUCCCCAAACCAGGAGAUCAACAAAGUAGGAAAUGCACAAUUUUGAGGAAGAGUUAACUUGUCCCAUAUGUUACAGUAUUUUUGAAGAUCCUCGUGUACUGCCAUGCUCUCAUACAUUUUGUAGAAAUUGUUUGGAAAACAUUCUUCAGGCAUCUGGUAACUUUUACAUAUGGAGACCUUUACGAAUUCCACUCAAGUGCCCUAAUUGCAGAAGUAUUAUUGAAAUUGCUCCAACUGGUAUUGAAUCUUUACCUGUUAAUUUUGCAUUAAGGGCUAUUAUUGAAAAAUACCAGCAAGAAGACCAUCCAGAUAUUGUCACCUGCCCUGAACAUUACAGGCAACCAUUAAAUGUUUACUGUCUACUAGACAAAAAAUUAGUUUGUGGUCAUUGCCUUACCAUAGGUCAACAUCAUGGUCAUCCUAUAGAUGACCUUCAAAGUGCCUAUUUCAAAGAAAAGGACACUCCUCAAAAACUGCUUGAACAGUUGACUGACACACACUGGACAGAUCUUACCCAUCUUAUUGAAAAGCUGGAAGAACAAAAAUCUCAUUCUGAGAAAAUGGUCCAAGGCGAUAAGGAAGUCGUUCUCCAGUAUUUUAAGGAGCUUAAUGAUACAUUAGAACAGAAAAAAAAAAGUUUCCUAACAGCUCUCUGUGAUGUUGGCAAUCUAAUUAAUCAAGAAUAUACUCCACAAAUUGAAAGAAUGAAGGAAAUGAGAGAGCAGCAGCUUGAAUUAAUGACACUGACAACAUCUUUACAAGAAGAGUCUACACUUAAAUUUCUUGAAAAAGUUGAUGAUGUACGCCAGCGUGUAGAGAUCUUGAAACAAAGACCACUUCCUGAGGUUCAACCUGUCGAGAUUUAUCCUCGAGUAAGCAAAAUAUUAAAAGAAGAAUGGAGCAGAACAGAAAUUGGACAAAUUAAGAAUGUUCUCAUUCCCAAAAUGAAAAUUUCUCCAAAAAGGAUGCCAUGUUCCUGGUCUGAUAAGGAUGAAAAGGAAAUUGAAUUUGUUAAAAUUUUAAACAUUGUUGUAGUUACAUUAAUUUCAGUGAUACUGAUAUCAAUACUCUUUUUCAACCAACACAUAAUAACCUUUUUAAAUGAAAUCACUUUAAUAUGGUUUUCUGAAGCCUCUCUAUCUGUUUACCAAAGUUUAUCUAACAAUCUGCAUGAGGUAAAGAAUAUACUGUGUCACAUUUUCUAUUUGUUGACGGAAUUCAUGUGGAAAAUAAUUUCUCAUUGAAAACGUCAAUCUGAAUUGUUUAAAUGGGCUCAUUCUGUACAUUGCUAAAUGAAAAAUAGGGUGGCAGCAUGAAUAAAUUGCAAACUAAGCUUUAUUAGUGCUGCAACUAAUAUAAACAAAGUUUAUAUUUGUUGCUUUUGGUUAGCAAUAUGUCAAAGUUAGAAAUAUCUGAAAUAUUCAAAUCUUUGGGAAAAUCUAAUUUGAAAAAUACACUAUUUUUAUUGGCUUUAUGAAGGUUGACAUAAUGUUGCUGUGACAUUUAAACAUUCUUGUACCAAUAUUGUAUUUUACUAUUAUAUACUGCAGUUAAUUGGCUUUACAGUUCUUUAUAUAUAUAGCAAAAUCCUGAAAGUACGUAUACCUUUAUUUUGAUAUGGCUUGAAGCUUUUGAAUGGGUGAAUAGGAUGAUAGAAAGGUUUUAAAAUCAAACAACAAAGUCUUAAAGUGAUAAGGCAUUGCUUAAAGAUCUUUUGAUCAAAUAUACCUGUGUUUUAAAUAGUUUAAGAGCCCUAAAUGUUUAUCACCAUUCACUCCAAAUAAAGCUAUUGCUUUUGGAUAA
Molecule: messenger RNA, 3017 nt
Organism: Chlorocebus sabaeus (green monkey)
Lineage: Eukaryota; Metazoa; Chordata; Mammalia; Primates; Cercopithecidae
Gene: TRIM59
Product: tripartite motif containing 59
Biological process (GO): innate immune response; negative regulation of canonical NF-kappaB signal transduction
Molecular function (GO): ubiquitin protein ligase activity; zinc ion binding
Source: RefSeq, a predicted model, not a curated record